CAACAGAGGAAGCGACCUCGAAACCCCCCGUUUCACGCCGCAUUCUUCCACUCCAACCUAAUUUUUCACACAAUCCCCACUUGCUUGUCCAGUGCAAAUCGCUGACACACUCUUUCAACCUCGAAACCUCCCUCAUUAACGUGUGCCUCCGACCAGGCACGUCAUCUGCGCGCCAAGUUCAGCGCGGCAAGAACCCCCCUCACAAGAAGCCUCACAACACAAACAGCGAUACCCACAGUUUCACCUUCCACGGCGUCCUGUUACUGCAGUCAUGGAUACUAAUAUGGAGGAUGUCAAGAUGCCUGAGCCCAUGCAGCUAUCGUCAAUCCCGCUCACCGAGCCCGCGUCCAUUCCAACGCUAGACGGUUGGAUUGAGGGUCUUAUGAACUGCAAGCAGUUGCCUGAGAGUGAUGUACAGAGACUGUGCGACAAAGCCCGUGAGGUACUUCAGGAGGAGUCUAACGUACAGCCAGUGAAAUGCCCUGUCACUGUGUGCGGAGACAUACAUGGCCAGUUCCACGAUUUGAUGGAGCUGUUCAAGAUUGGCGGUCCUAAUCCUGAUACCAACUAUCUCUUCAUGGGUGACUACGUUGACCGUGGUUAUUUCUCCGUUGAGACGGUGACCCUCCUUGUUGCUCUCAAGAUUCGAUACCCCCAACGCAUUACAAUCCUACGAGGGAAUCACGAGUCUCGCCAGAUCACUCAAGUUUAUGGCUUCUACGACGAAUGUCUUCGGAAAUACGGAAAUGCGAACGUCUGGAAGUACUUCACAGACCUGUUCGACUAUCUGCCGCUUACUGCCCUGAUUGACAACCAGAUCUUUUGUCUCCACGGCGGGCUUUCCCCUAGCAUUGAUACCCUGGACAAUAUUCGUGCGCUUGACAGGAUACAAGAGGUACCGCACGAAGGACCGAUGUGCGAUCUGCUCUGGUCAGAUCCUGACGAUAGGUGCGGCUGGGGUAUCUCUCCUCGUGGCGCUGGUUAUACGUUUGGGCAGGACAUCUCAGAGGCCUUCAACCAUAACAACGGCUUGACCCUGGUGGCAAGAGCUCAUCAGCUCGUGAUGGAGGGGUACAAUUGGUCUCAGGAUAGAAAUGUGGUGACCAUCUUCUCUGCACCAAACUAUUGUUACAGGUGUGGCAACCAAGCGGCAAUCAUGGAGAUUGAUGAGCAUCUGAAGUACACUUUCUUGCAGUUCGAUCCUUGCCCUCGAGCUGGAGAGCCGAUGGUAUCUCGCAGGACUCCAGACUACUUCCUUUAGACAGCAUCUCUGGCGCUCAAAUCCUCCUGCAUAGCGUGGUAGACUGUACAUAGCAUCAGCCUAUCGAACGACCCACAAAAGGUCUCGCUACUGCAUGUCUAAGAUUUGUCUUCAACUGGCGUGAGGGACGUCUCCUGCAAGGCCCACCUCUUGCCUUGUCCAACAACACAUUAAAUGUUGAGUGAGAUAAGGAUAAUUACGGAGAUCACGCAAGCUGAAGGCGGUCUGCAGACCACAAAACGUAGGCCCGAUCAUUAGACUGUUAAAGAU
This is a messenger RNA of Lindgomyces ingoldianus, 1531 nucleotides long. Its product is annotated as serine/threonine protein phosphatase-like protein 2A catalytic subunit. Gene Ontology annotation, molecular function: protein serine/threonine phosphatase activity. Gene Ontology annotation, cellular component: cytosol. The transcript has 6 exons. Gene Ontology annotation, biological process: peptidyl-serine dephosphorylation; mitotic cell cycle. The record is from RefSeq and is a predicted model, not a curated record. Bases 272 to 1261 code for a protein of 329 amino acids. Lineage: Eukaryota; Fungi; Ascomycota; Dothideomycetes; Pleosporales; Lindgomycetaceae.